Molecule: messenger RNA, 561 nt
Organism: Mitosporidium daphniae
Lineage: Eukaryota; Fungi; Microsporidia
Exons: 2
Coding region: 1-561 (186 amino acids)
Source: RefSeq, a predicted model, not a curated record
AUGCAUCCUCUUGUUUCUGUGUCUUUAAUUGUCGUGUUUGUGCAGGGAGUUUUUUGUGGGGCUAGAUUUACAACACCGCUGGGUUCAGCCAAGUGGUUCGGAAAUACAGUCCAAUCGGUAUGUUGGACUGGAUUUGAGGGUGAAACUCCAGAUACACCGGUCCAUCUGCUCAUCAAGGCCUGUGAUGGAGGGGUUGCCGAUCUUGGCGAAGUUGAUAUUGCCUCUGGAUAUCAUAGCAUAUAUGUGCCAGGAGACUUAAAAGAUGGAUCCUACACAUUUGUGCUCAGCCAAAAAGAUGGCAAAAACCCGGCUUUCCCAGUUGAAUCGGGGAAUUUUCUGAUUGAGCAAGUCGGUUAUGCAGCGAACCCUUCAGCGCCAGUUUUCGUUUUAGAAUAUCCCAAGAAAAAUAAGGAAUCCAACGAAACAGUGGCAGUCUCAGGGGAUACGUUUGAAGAAUCUCAAAACGGAUCUUUGUCGGUUAGCAAGGUAGCACAAAUCCAUUUACAUGUAGGCCUUGAUGUCUCUAUCCGCCCUAAUACUUUCGGUGGUUUUUUGCUUUGA